AUGCGUGCGAAGCACCACGCGGCCCCGUCGGCGCCGACGGCCUCAACGAAAGAGAGCGCCGACGUCCCCGCGGGGCUGCACGCCAUGCAGUGCGCCGACGAGUCCUGCGAGAGCGAGACCUGUAUACCUUUGAGCGUGGUCGGCUUUCAAAAUAAGAGCGACCUGUAUGCGGCGCGUGCAGCGUCGUACAUGAAGCACCUGUUCAGCUCCGGGAAGGACCCCUGCGCCGACUUCUACGACUUCGUGUGCGGCAACUGGAAGACCCAGAACGCCCUGCCCCCGAACCGCAGGCGCUGGGCGGUACAGGACCUGCUCGUGCAGAAGAUAGAGGGCGCCGUCUACUGGUUCCUCGAGGACGCCAUCGAUUUGAGGGGCUUCGCUCCCUUCCGGCACGUCUUGCGGCAUCUGUACCUAGACGGAUGGCCGCUUCCAAUGGGACAGGACACCGGCGGCGGGAAAGAUCCGGACCUCGAGGAGAUCGCCGGCAUGAUGGUUCGGGACCUGUCCCUGCACCCCUUGGCCUUCGUCGGCGUCCGCGCCGGUCGCCCGGGAACCCCCACGCUACAAAUCGACGAGCCCCAGCUGACUCUGAGCAGACACAAGUACUUCGACGUCACCUUCAACCUCGGCGCCUACAAGCUGCAGGUGGCGGACGCGCUCAACUUGAUUAACGAGCGGAACGAUUCGCUCGUCCUGGCCUCGGACAUCGUGGACCUGGAACAGCAGCUGGCAGAGGUGAAAAGGAGAUUGCAUCUGCGCACGUACUAA
Messenger RNA from Ixodes scapularis (black-legged tick), 768 nucleotides. Its product is annotated as neprilysin-1-like. The transcript is spliced from 4 exons. The coding region runs from base 1 to 768 and encodes 255 amino acids. The record is from RefSeq and is a predicted model, not a curated record. Gene Ontology annotation, biological process: proteolysis. Lineage: Eukaryota; Metazoa; Arthropoda; Arachnida; Ixodida; Ixodidae. Gene Ontology annotation, molecular function: metalloendopeptidase activity.